AUGGAGUGCUACGUGCGCGCACUUGCAAUUCCUCAGGCGAAUGCACACGUCCAAUUUCGAGCUGCCUUCCUAGCUAUCCAAUCGACUGUGGAGGCCAUACUCGUGGCCUUAGGCCGCCCACCCCGUCUCAUUCUCCAAAUCCAGGCGGCCCGCAAGCAGGCUGAACGGGAGUACCAGUCAAUGAACCGGUCUACGCGAUGGCCGUUGGGGCUUCUCGACGACGCGCGGCAGCGACUGAAAGAGGAGCGAGAAGAGCGGGCUCGUCAGAGCGAGGCCGCUAGCGAUGAUUUAUCGCGCGAGCUUCGGUCCUCGCAGCAAACUGUUGCUGCCGAGCUCGCAGGUUGGCAGGACAUGCACGAACGAAUUGGGCGACGAGCAAUCCGGGACCUGGCACGAGGCAUGCUCGUGCAAGAACAAGACCGUCUCGAGGCAAUGAAGCGUGCCCUACGAUGUGUCCAGCAACCGGUGGAGGUGCCUUCGGCGACUGCGUCUCGGGGUUGCUAG
This is a messenger RNA of Sporothrix schenckii 1099-18, 504 nucleotides long. RefSeq lists its product as uncharacterized. Gene Ontology annotation, biological process: early endosome to late endosome transport. Gene Ontology annotation, molecular function: guanyl-nucleotide exchange factor activity; SNARE binding. The coding region runs from base 1 to 504 and encodes 167 amino acids. The transcript has a single exon. Gene Ontology annotation, cellular component: transport vesicle; plasma membrane; late endosome. NCBI's taxonomy places the organism in Eukaryota, Fungi, Ascomycota, Sordariomycetes, Ophiostomatales, Ophiostomataceae. The record is from RefSeq and is a predicted model, not a curated record.